UUCCAUCCGUGCGUCCCGGAGCCGUCCCUAGCCAGCACCGACCAUGUCGUUGGCGGCGUCGCGGGCGGACUGGGGCCCGGGGGCCGUGUGGUCGCCGACGCACGUCCAGGUGACGGUGCUGCAGGCCCGGGGCCUGCGCGCCAAGGGCCCCGGGGGCACGAGCGACGCGUACGCGGUGAUCCAGGUGGGCAAGGACAAGUACGCCACGUCGGUGUCGGAGCGCAGCCCGGGCGCGGCUGUGUGGCGGGAGGAGGCCACCUUCGAGCUGCCGCCGCUGCUGUCCGGCGGGGCCGCGAUCGCCAGCGCCAACGCCGCCGCCACCCUGCAGCUCACCGUGCUGCACCGCGCGCUGCUCGGCCUCGACAAGUUCCUGGGCCGCGCCGAGGUGGACUUGCGGGAGCUGCACCGGGACCAGGGCCGCAGGAAGACCCAGUGGUUUACCUUGAAAUCUAAACCAGGAAAGAAAGAAAAAGAACGAGGAGAAAUUGAGGUUGACAUCCAGUUUAUGAGAAACAAUAUGACUGCGAGCAUGUUUGACCUCUCCAUGAAAGACAAGUCUCGUAAUCCCUUUGGGAAGCUGAAGGACAAGCUCAAGGGGAAGAAUAAGGAUAAUGCAUCAGAUACGUCUUCUGCCAUUGUCCCCAGCACCAUGUCCUCUGUAGACAGCGAUGAUGAGUCUUUUGCAAAAGACAAGAAAAAGAAGUCUAAGAUAAAGACCCUUUUCUCCAAGUCUUCUUUGCAGAAAACAGCACUUUCCCAGUCCAUGUCUGUCCUUCCCACAUCCAAGUCAGACAAAGUGCUGCUUCGUCCUGGGGAUUUUCAGUCCCGAUGGGGGGAUGAUGAUGAGGAGGAAGAGCCUUCCUCAGCUGACUCCAAUGUCAUGUCUCACAAAAGAACAGCUAGUGCAGAUCACAAGCAGAUCAACCAGAUCAACUUCACCCUUCCUAAGAAAGACGGACUUUCUUUUCUUGGAGGCCUGCGGUCCAAGAAUGAUUUCCUUUCCCAUUCUAAUGUCUGUAUCAAUGGGAACCACGUUUACAUGGAGCAACCUGAAGCUAAGAAUGAAGCCAAGGACAGUUCAGCUUCCUCCUCCCCCUCACCUCAGAGCUCCAGGAAGAAGCAUUUGUUCUCAUCCACAGAAAACCUGGCUGCUCGGUCUUGGAAGGAAUUUGGGGAAGGAGGUGCAGUGUCUUCUGACAAGCGGCCCUCUGAGUCUCCUGGUAUGGACUCUCUGAAGUCCAUGUCUCUGCCACCCAACUAUUCUCCCACCAGCAGUGACAUCAGGGAGAGCCCCACUUCAUUUCUCGGGGAGACUGGCAGAGAAGCCAAAGAGACCAAGAAGCAGGAGGGCAAGAAGUCUUUUCUUUCCUUGGUGACAGGAAAGAAGGAUAUAGCAAGGACCAGCGACGGUGACAGUCCUCCUGCCAUCCCCAAGAGAGAGAAGGAAGUUAGACCAAAAGAGGACAGGGCCUGGCCUGUGGAAACACCUGUGAAAAGAGCUGAGAAAGACUCCAGUGUAGCUGUCUCUGGGAGGACAUCCCUGAACCCCUUUGAGGAAGCUCAAGUCACAGAACUGAAAGCUGGUCCAGAUUCCAAGUCAGAACCUACACCACUGGUGACCACUGCCAGGGCUCCUCAGACCAAAGCUGUCAAACCUCGACCCCAUCCUGUAAAGCCAAUGAAUACAACAGCCACCAAGAUCACUAACUCCAACUUGGGAACGGCCACUAUCAUCAGUGAGAACUUGAUCAAUGAAGCAAUGAUGAAGAAAUACAAUCCCUCGGACCCUGCUUUUGCAUAUGCGCAGCUGACACAUGAUGAGCUGAUCCAGUUGGUCCUUAAGCAGAAGGAAGCAAUAAGCAAGAAGGAGUUUCAGGUUCGAGAACUGGAAGACUACAUCGACAAUCUGCUAGUCCGGGUCAUGGAAGAAACCCCCAAUAUACUUCGAGUGCCAGGGCAGGUUGGCAAGAAAGCAGGAAAGAUGUAAAUCGCCAGCCUUUGGCACUAAGCCUUUGUGUGUUUGAGACUUUGUUCUCAGCUGCUCCUGAGGUCA
This is a messenger RNA of Suncus etruscus (white-toothed pygmy shrew), 2053 nucleotides long. It is a transcript of the gene RAB11FIP1, whose product is annotated as RAB11 family interacting protein 1. Lineage: Eukaryota; Metazoa; Chordata; Mammalia; Eulipotyphla; Soricidae. Gene Ontology annotation, biological process: regulated exocytosis. The record is from RefSeq and is a predicted model, not a curated record. Gene Ontology annotation, molecular function: small GTPase binding. The transcript is spliced from 5 exons. Gene Ontology annotation, cellular component: intracellular membrane-bounded organelle. Bases 44 to 1987 code for a protein of 647 amino acids.